AUGCUCAAGCCAUACACAAGGAGGACAUUUUUCAAGCAGUCAUUGGUGUGCUCGUUCAAGAGAUGGAAUUCCAAGGUAGAAAUCUCAGGAAUUUCAUCUGCGAAGAUCUCAGCUGAAGGUAAUGAGGAAACUGAAACACUGUCGGCGUCAACACCAACGUCAACGCCAAAUGCAUCAACAGCACCAGACCUUCCUUGCGAAAAUGAUGUGUCUACUCUAACAGACUUGCCGUGGGAGGAGCCUGAAGUGAAAGACAAGUUGUUCCCAGAAACGAACAAUAGAUUUAAGGAAUCAUCGGUUAACGAAUUAAUCCUAGCUCCAAUGAAAAAAAAAUCAUCACCUAUUCAAAAAUUGCAGCCACGUAAGAGAAACGUCAAGUCAGCCAGUGAUAUAAAUAUUCAAAUUGAGAGAGACUUUAAAAAUUUAAUGCAAUUUAAGUACAACGUUACCCCAGAUGAUUUCUUUGCAAACAUAGAUGAUCUGAAACCAUCGAGCAAUAUAGUAACGAUAAAACAACUAGGCGAACUAGCUCAAACACUAGAUAAAUCAUUUCGAGUGAAACAACUCAAGAGUUACAUAUUUGAAAGAGCACCUGAAAUCACAAUCAGAAAAUCAGACACCAAAAAAAAGCUAAUUAACAAAUUAAUAUCGGAGCACUGGGAUUUAAAGGUAACCCUAGACCCAACAGAAGACUUGAUUAGUGAAAUCACAAUCGAUAUAUCUAAUAGUAGAGACUUGUUUUUAUUAUUGAGUCACAAAGGGUUUUUGCCUCAGCAUUGGUCAUUGAUUGGUGCACAGCUAUCAUUAAGCAAAUCACGUCAUGAACUAGUCGUAAGGGGCAGUAGUAAUAUUGUCAAUUUUGUCCAAGCGUCGUGGAAUGAUUUAUUGAACAAUGUUUCCACAGACACUUUGGAGUUAUAUGAUGUCAAAAGAUUCUACAAAUCUAUCAAUAAAACAUUAGAUUUGGACCUAAUUCAAAAGGAGUUUAGUGUUUAUUUUGAUAAAAUAACAUACGAUAGUGACAGUGAAAAAUAUAUGCUAUCAGCAAUCAAGAAUUCAUUGAUAAGUAAGGUCAAAAUUGAGAUUCUAAAAGCCACGGAGUAUAGAGUCGGCAGUAGUGCCGUUGUGAUUGAUGAACUAAUCGAAAGAGCGAAAAAGACGGAUAAAGAGAUGUUAGUUAGAAUGGAAAUUUGGGAUGAUAGUUUACCAUGGUACGUGAGACCUGAGAAUUGCUUCAGAUAUGCCAUGUCGAAGAAAAGAAAAAGCGAAAGUUUAUUGAGUGAUGAGAGUAUGGUUGUUAAGAUUUUAAGUGAAGAAGUCCAGGACCUGAAAGCCGAGGUGGAAGAAGCUAAGGAAAAAUUUGAAUAUAACUAUAUCCAAUCUGGCAUCAGAGAUGAAGUCAAAAUAAAUAGAGACGAAGAUUACGACAAAAAUUUCUUCAAAAUUAAGGAGGGUUCAGUUGUCAGUGAAGUUGAACUGGAUGCCACCUCUAUUCAAAAAGAACUCCUCAGUAUUCCUGAAGUCAAAGUUGAAGGUAAGCUUGUGCUUGAUAAUACGAUCAGUGUGAAAUUAGGAAAGUUAUUAUAUUCUAAGGAGGAUGAUUCGGCCUCACAUUUCAACUCAAACAUUCCUGAAUUUAUCCGUAGAAUUGGAAAGCUUGAGCUUAUGGACAAGGGCUCUUCAUUGUUUGGAUCAUCUGGUGGUAUUUUAAACAGAUUCAGUAAGCAAAUCCAUAUCAAACUCAUUCCUAAUGGAUUUUGGGACAAUAAGUUUGACAAGUUUACUAAAUUCCCAAGUAUUGACAUAUUAGUAGACUAUAGGGACAACAGGUUAGAAGUAAAUAACUUCAGUGCUUUUGUUAGUGAAGUUGAGAGAAAUGUCGAUGUUGCGAUUCCUACAUUAGAACUCGACUUGAGAUUUCAGAAUAGUAUUAACUCUAUGUUAGUUUACAAUAAGGAUCAGUGGAUACUUAAUGGACGAUCAGAGGCCGAGUUUCAAGAUACUAAUGGGGACAAGGAGGAAAACGACGUCACUCGGAAUAAGAAGCAAAUUAAUAUGUUUAUCUCCCAAAUAGCAAGGAAGAACUUGGAUAGCAGAAGCACUGCGGGUUUACGAGGAAUGAUCCAUCAAUUUAAAUACAAGCCCUACACUUUUAUUAUCAACGGUGAACCAAUAAAGUAUAGUGCUGUUUCAGUUGACUUUGUGAAAAGUAUCGAACUUGAGCAUGAAGGUCUCCCCGUAUCACUUGAGCUAAAAGACGAUGGGGAGCAUCAACGCGUUGAAGUUUCCAUGCUUAAAGAGGAGAACGCCACGAUGGACUCCUUUGUCCAGUCCAGUAUCUCCCUUUCUCAAUUCCUUUGUAAAUAG
Messenger RNA from Pichia kudriavzevii, 2367 nucleotides. RefSeq lists its product as uncharacterized. The record is from RefSeq and is a predicted model, not a curated record. Lineage: Eukaryota; Fungi; Ascomycota; Pichiomycetes; Pichiales; Pichiaceae. The transcript has a single exon. The coding region runs from base 1 to 2367 and encodes 788 amino acids.